Messenger RNA from Xyrichtys novacula (pearly razorfish), 2242 nucleotides. Lineage: Eukaryota; Metazoa; Chordata; Actinopteri; Labriformes; Labridae. The record is from the annotation of a GenBank genome assembly.
AUGUCUGAUGAAGAGGAGGACUACAUGUCAGAUGCCUUCCUCAGUAAAAUGUGAGUCUCUUCAGUUUCCUGUUUGUUCUUAAACUUGAAAAUUAUGAGAUAAAUCACGUGAGUCUCAUGAAUUAGAAAAAUACUCCUCAGCGAGGCUCCGGAUUGAAGAAUAUUGUUUUAUUAACAAACCCGACUUCUUUAGAGCUUCUAUGUUGUGAACAAUGUUCUGAAAAUAAAUGUGAUGAUUUGUAAAUUAUCUAUUAUCGUAUUUUUUAAUGAACACGGUGCAAAGUCAAUACAUCAAAAUAAAAAAUCUUACUGUUUCUAAAAGAUAUAUUUUCAUUUUGCUUUUCACUUCUUUGCUGACGACCCUGUCAUUUAUUACUGAGCACAUAUGAUCACUGAAGCUCUCUCAAAUCUUCAGCGUGUAAUUGUUUCAGAUCAGCUUUGUCAACUUUCAGUCAUUCAUUCUAUCUAUAACAUUAAGAACCGGUACCAGCUGUGAUUCUCUCAAGCUUUGUAUUCCUGAUUCUUUAAUUAGCUUCCAUUUUGAGUGUAUAUAAAGCGCUGUGUUUAGUGUGUUUAGUUUCCCCUUGUUCUUCUCUCCAUCAGCCAAGAUGUGAAACCAGGCGUGAGCAUGGUGAGGAGGGUGAAAGAAGCGAUGAAGAAGGAGACAAAGCAAAAGGAGAUAAACAUUAAGAACCGGCAGAAGACCUUCAAGGAGCAGGAGACGGAGAGCAGAGAAACGGCUUUACAAAACUCCAUCAGCAACGAGAACAAGGGAUUCGCACUUCUCCAGAAAAUGGGCUACAAAGCUGGUCAAGGCCUCGGGAAGGAGGGUAAGUUUCCUUUUCUUUAUUAUUAUAAAUGUUUAUGAUUAUUUAUGUGCACCAAUGAUUCUCUCUGUUAUCACUUCAGGAGCAGGGAGAGUGGAUCCGAUCCCGCUAAAUAUCAAAACAGGUAGGAAGUCUAGUUCAACUGUAUUUUAGUGUGCAGUCCAGCAGAUGGUUCAGAGUUUUUAUGGGCUGUUCUCUAAAUCAGACAGAGGGGGAAUCGGAAUGGAAGAAGUGAAGAAGAGAAAAGCUGAGGAAGAACUUGAAAAUUAUCGACGGAAAGUACGAGCCCAGCAGCAGAACGAGACCAAAUCCCUGGAAGACUUUCGGUGAGGUUUUGAGCUGUCUUUGAGAUGUGUCACCUCUUGUCUUUUGGGGACAAAAUUUUUUUUAAGACUCCGUCUUUAACUCUCUUCUCUUUUAUUCCAGAUCAAGAGUCCGGACAGAGAGAGAGGAGCGAAAGAUCGAAGGAGAUCUGAGGAGGAGUCAGCGAGCCUGUGAGCAGCUCGACGCCCAAAAGGUUGGACCAGGUUCACAUCACACCAACCAGACAUCAUGACUGUCGGAGCCAAAUCACAGAUGCAUUAAAAACACAAACUGUAAAAUAUAUAAAAUACUGAAAAACACUGAAAAAAUUAAAACAGGAAUUGAAGCAAUUCAGUCACUAUUAAACCAAUAAGAAAAUGCAUGAAGCAUAAUGUCAUAAAUAUAUAUCAAACAUGAUAUUUCUGUCCUGACCCAGAUGAUAAAAUUGUCUGAUCAAUGUUACCAAAUAUUGAUAUUUCUCUGAAACUAUGUGUCUCUCUUGACUUACUGCAUCAAAGUUUGUUUUUGUUUGUUUUGAAACCUUCUUUGCCUAUUUUGUGUUUUUAGGGCGUCUCUGUCCCCAGAGAGCCCUGGUACUGGCCUAAAGCAGAGUCUGACGAUGAGGAAGAUGCUGAGAAAGAGGAGGAUGAGGAAGAGGAGGAGGAGGAGGAGGUUGUAGAAUUAACUGUGAGUAUUCAUUCACCUUUUUUCUCUUUAGCGGUGUAAUGUGUUACCUUGUAAUAUGAAGCUUAAUCAGUUUUUUUGACAAAUUAUCUGCAAGAGGUCAAGCCUUGAUUUACAAGUUUGUUUGGUGUAAUAUGGUGUAAAUGCAUCAUGUUUAAUGUGCUGAUUAUUCAGAGAGUAUUUGAUUUGUGUUUCUCAUUUACAGUCCUUUGACAAACUACAAAUUUUAACAUCCUAUCUGAGAGGAGUCCAUUUUUACUGCAUAUGGUGUGGGACCACUUAUAACGGUGAGUGUGAUGACAGCACGGCAGCAGGGUUACUGUCGUCUCUGUCACCUUUACUGAUGAACUUAUGUCCUUUUCUUUCUGUACAGAUGAAGACGACCUGAGCUCCAACUGUCCUGGAGACUCAGCAGCAGACCAUGAAUGA